Coccinella septempunctata (seven-spotted ladybird) is the source of this 2162-nucleotide messenger RNA. Its product is annotated as outer dynein arm-docking complex subunit 4-like. The coding region runs from base 117 to 2162 and encodes 681 amino acids. The transcript is spliced from 9 exons. The record is from RefSeq and is a predicted model, not a curated record. NCBI's taxonomy places the organism in Eukaryota, Metazoa, Arthropoda, Insecta, Coleoptera, Coccinellidae. Gene Ontology annotation, molecular function: protein binding.
UUUGACAUUCAAAUCAAACAAUUUUUCAAAUAAAGUUUUUAUUUCCAAACUUUCAUUUGAAAAUAUAUCAUUUUUUCCAUUGUGUUGAUGAUAUUUUUCCUUCCUGAUUGAAUCGGAUGCCUUUAGACAAACCAGAUAUAUAUAAUGCACUCUGUGUUUAUAGGGAACUCGGACUUAAAUUUGGAAGAUUGGAGAAGUAUGAGAAAUCCCUGCCAUACUUUGAUGAAGCACUCCAGAGGUCGCCACAAGAUGUGAGAGCACUCCUUGGUCGAGCAAGAUAUAGAGCACAAGCUUGUAAAUAUAACGACGCUCUGAAGGAUUUAGCCACACUUAAAGCUUCAGAUCCAGAAAAUAUAUAUGUUUUCGCGACCGAAUGUCUCGUUAAAUAUCUCUGCUGUCAGUUUGAGCAGGCAAUGGUGGAUAAUUUGAAUAAGAUACCAAUCAGGAAGAAGCCAGAUAACUUUGUGCUGGGGACCAUGCAUUGCGAAGACGCUAUAAGGAAUAAUGUAGGUUCUCGGGCGGGCCACCCACUGAGAGACCAUUUCCUGAUAAUUCGGAAGCUGGCAUGGAAAAGAAACUUCGAGAAAUCCAAACCAUAUCAGCCUAUAUCCAAGUUCAAGAAGAAAAGGAAAGAGUUGAAAGACGAGCAGAUGACAAAUCAAUUGGCCGCACCCAGAAUCAAAUUAGAUAUACCAGGUGAUCAUAAACCAAAGAAAGAUCAUAAAAAGUCGAUCAAUUCAGCCAACCUGGCCUCCAUUUCUUCAUCUAAGAAGUUGGAUGAGGUGGGUCAUAGUUUGUUAAACGAAGGUUCUUCCAUCGAGGAAAGCCUCCAUAGUGUUGUGGAUAUAAAUGAAAAAAUACCCCCGAUGAGGGAAUAUCCUUUCAGGCCAAUACAGAGGUACACAACAAAUAUUCGAAAUCUUAUGUCUGAAAGAUACUUGGAUAAAAUGUUUCACGAUAAGAGUUUUCUGCAAAGAAUGAAAGUAGACCCUGCUGUAAAAUCUCCAAACGAUAAUGGUGUUAAGAGAAUAGAAGGCUUAGUAAAAAAAUCUUCGAAAUACAUUCAUUAUAAUCAGGAACUGCUGAGGGCUAGACGGCCUUUUUUUCUGCUAAGGCUGCAGGAUGCAAAAGCAGGUGGCAAACUCGCAGAACGACAGCUGGAACGUGAGAGGACCAUGAUGAAAUACUGCGAGACAGAAGCUCAGAGCACGAUAGAGAGGAUCAAACAAGCAGUCAAGGAACAAAAACUGCGACAAACCAUUGAAUUAGCGGAAAAGAUGUAUCUGUUCUGCGAGGCUACACCGAAAAAGAGCCUUCCAAAUCGUAAUGCAUAUCUGAUUCAGCUUUAUACCCUAGUGAGAGAUGGUUUUUAUGGGGCAAAAACAAUCAGGAGUUCUAUGAGUGAGGAGCAGAAGUAUACAAGAGUAGCGAUUUUUUUAGGAUUACCUGUAGACAAACAGGGUUCCGCUGAUUCGCUGGUCGUACAAUUCAGAGCUCACUUCUUGGACAAAAAAAAACAGUGCCGCAUCAUUGUAGAAAGAGUAAGAAACGCCACGUGCCGCGAAGAACUUGUAUGGUUAUAUCAUGAACUAUCAAGACUGCAUUUCGACCAGAAACAAUAUGAGCUUUCGAAGGCUUAUGCUACCAAAUGUUUGAGGGAAGCUUACAUUCUCAAGGACGAUAAGUGGACAGUCAAUGCCAUGUUCCUCAUGAUAAGGGUUCAAGUCCUGAACAGAAACAAAAAUGGCGCCAGAAUAGAGCUCAGGAACUGUAAGAAGGUAGCUAUCAAAAUACCGGAUGAAAAAAUGGAAGACUUCAUAGCACUAUGUAUAAAAAUACUGAAUGAUACACCGAUGGAAGGUGUUCAGCCAACUAAAAUGUUAGAGAUAAGAACCAAAAACAUUAUGAAACUGAUUACUUCUGACCAAAUGAGGAUGAAAGCCGAAUUGAUAUUCCAGAGGAUUAAUGCUCUACCACCAUGUAAGCGUAUGUCCGUGUUGCCAGGAAUACAUUAUCCGGAAAUUCCAACGCAAAAAGAACCACAAGAUAAAGCAUCAAAAGAAGGACAAACCAGAGCUAAGAUUCCCAGUAGAAGAAAGACCGGCGAAAAUCGAAGAGGGAUGAACUUCUUGCAACUGAUUCAAUAUCACGUAGAUACUUAA